UGUACAAAUGUUGCAACACCUCUGUGACACCGAGGCAAUUAUGUAUAGUCAAUCAGUGUAAUAUCUGAGUCAAUAAGCAAAAAUGGAUCGCUAAAUCAGGUGAGAUUCAAAAUCUUCCAUCACAACUUCCCUUAGAUGUGAAACUGCUAACAUGAAUGUUAAUGGGGUACUGCACCAACUAGUAGAAACAAGGGUUUUCUAAAACUAGAAAUGACUGAGUGCACUAUAAAAAAUGACAGAAGAACUUCAAGACUUUGGCUGAAGAUUUUCUUGUUUCAUUUGUACCCUGCCUCUGGUGCCAUGACCAUGAGUGUGCACCUUCCACAGCCAAUAUGAAUUUGUGGGUUUGCAAAGGUGAGUGGCCCAAGAGUCCAGAGCAUGCACUCUUAGCAGAGGCAGUGCUGAGGGGCAGAUUCUCCUUACACGGAGAGGGGAAUUUCACCUCCAGCUUUUCACUGGAUCCAUCUCUGCAGCCACCUCCUGUGGUGCCAGAGGUGAGCACAAGCUGGAAUGCUGCCCAGCAUUAUUUGUUCUGGGAGUACAGGCAGUGACCCUGCACUGGCCUGGCAGAGGUCAUUUCCUUGAGUUUCAUGUCAUCUCUGCACAGGGGGUGAAAACAGCUUUGUCCAUACCUACUAUACACUUGUGUGGGCACGGGGAAAACAGUGGACUAAAAGAGUGACCUUCUUGUAACAUCAAAUAUCAAGAAGCUUGUAAGGAAAGGUAUGGGGAAAAGGGAGAACUUGUUCAGUUGUUGCGGCUUUAAGGCUUAAAAGCUCCAUCAGUGGCUGGAUAACUUCUGAAAUUACAAUAUCAAGAGACUAAAAACUAAGCUUUUUUUUGUUGUUGUUGUUUUGACAAUACAGUUCAUAUCAUUGGCUUAAUGACCACCAUGGUGAAAAGCUAUCUAAUUUGAAAAUACUUCUGUCUUUGCUUAAGUUACAUGACAUCUCUGGAUGUUCCAAAAAUGGCUCCAAUGAACUUGGGGAGAUGAUACUUGGUAACAUUGAUAAUAUUGUUAAAAUGUAGAAACGUGGAGGAUUUUUUUCUUUUGUGUUUUAUGAAUUGGGGAAAAAACAACAGAAUUUCAAAAAAAAUCCUGCAUCUAAUUUAGGGAAAAACUCUUUGGGAAAAGCGAAAAUGGAAACUGACUGGUCUGAGUACAUUUAGACUAGAGUACUGCUACUUGCAAACUGUGAAAGGCAAGAAGCCCAAGCAGAAGGUCAGUAGAGAUUAUAGCUUCCAGUACAUUUAUUUCCUACUUAAAUUGCUUCUUUUUCUUUUCCACCAUUUCUUGCAGGUCUUUCUUUUUUGCCAUGUCAUCUGACAGACACCAACUGAUCACCCAUUCCCACCAGGACUCACUAAGUUCUACUUGUCACAGUCUCUUGAAUGUCAACAGUCAACCCCUAUCCAAGAGCUCCUCAAAUCUGGCCUGUAUUGGGCACACAAGGAGUUUAGAGGAAAGGCAAAACAAGCAGGAGCUGAAGAAAAGCCAUAGCAGCACCAUCUGCCAUAUCCUGGAAAACAGGAGUGAUGCAAGGAAUGUGCAGAAUCCUGGAUGGUCCUCCUCGCAGCCUGGGAUGAUGGGACUUGGAUCAGAGGUCCAAUCUAUAAAUGACCAGUCAGCCAAUGACCAUUCAGAAGGCAGAACUAAGAAUACAAACCAUGUUCUUGUCACUGAACAGUCCUCAGCAUCCUGGGGAGUGGGGGACACUAAAACGUGUGUAAAGAGCAGCACUGUUGAGAAUGUUUCUUCAGCCUGCUUUGUUCACCAGCAAGGCACGUGUAAAAUGGAAGAAUCAGGAGCUGCCCUUCAGAGAAGCCACUCAGACCUAACUUGCAGCUGCAAACAGCAGACUUAUGUCACACACACAGAACCCAGUGCUACCCACUCCAACCUAAGCUCUUCUGGCUGCAGGCAUGGUCCGCCAGUGGCUAGGAUGUCUUUCCCGACACAGAGAUAUGGAUCAGAAAGAAAUGAAAAUGUAUCUCACUAUCAAAACAUUGUGACUCAUCUUCCAGUCCUACCUAGAGACCAACAAGUACCCACAAAUACCUUUGAUAGUGGCAGUAUUCCACAUAACACUACUGUUUACACAGAUCCUGGCACAUUUCACACUGCUGUUCUAGGACCCCAUAUGCCUGGAAAUAGUUUCCCAAACAGGACAAUGUUCAGUCAAGCCCCUGGGAUUAUUCAUGGUGGUCUGACUUAUGGUAAUAUUCCAAACUCUGCAUACUCCCCCAUGGUGAUGACAGUUCACAACAACUCUGUGGGGCCCUGCAGUCUCAGGCAGGAACCCCUGAAGGCAGAUGCCACCAUCCCAGCCUAUUGCCACUCCUUGCCCAUCCCAUCCAUACAGCUCGUCCCACGGUUGGUGUGCUCCGUCAGUGAGACAGGAAAAGAGCAGGCAGUACCUGGCUACUUUAAUUCCUUUUCUGCUUCAGACAUUCUGACAUAUCCUAAGCUGGUGUCUUCAGUAAGUGAAACAGGCCUGGAUGCCAAGAAAAUCCUGAAGUGCUGCAAUGUUCCUGGAGAACAACCUGCUCAGCAGGAGAGAGCUCCUCCAGAAGCUAAGGCUGCCCGUGUUGCCCUGAGCAGCCAGCAAGGUGCAGACAUGGUAGUGACAACUAAGGAUAUGUGGACUAUGACCUCUAUGAAUGACAUAACCAAAGGCCUGAAACCAGCUCUGGAGCAUAGAGAUGCCGAGGUACAGACCCUUCCAACCAUGGAAUGCAAAUCGGUGGCAACAAGCCCAGCAGCUGCAGCGGAAGGUCACUCACAUGUGUUCCCAGAGGUGAACCUGGAGCAAGACUUGGAGGGCCCCAAAUCUCCAGUUCGUGAAGUCAGAUGGGAUGAUGAAGGAAUGACGUGGGAAGUGUAUGGGGCAUCUGUGGAUCCCGAAGUCCUCGGGGUAGCCAUUCAAAAACAUCUUGAGUUUCAAAUAGAGCAGUUCCAGACAGAGCCUGCUGGGGCAGCUGGGAAAAGUAAUGAGAAAAAAAGGCCUUUCAGAACAAUGAUGCAUUCCCUGAGAUAUCCAAGCUGUUGUGCUCGCUCCAGUUCUGCGGUGGAGUGAGCACAAGUGUAGGGUGUAGGAUAGCUGUGCUGCUUUUAAAUUUGGCAUAAAUGCUGACUUAAGUGUUUGUGGACAGCCCACAUCAGGAUGAGUGGGAAAAGUUCAAUGAUCAUCAAAUCAUAAUCAAUACAUUAAAGCAGGGAAAAGUCCAUGGCUGGACCAUAUAACAGAGAACAUGAGAUUAUACUUAAAUAAUGCCAUCCGAAUGCUCUUGGCUGUAUUUAGUGUAGCACUGUUUUCUUUUAUGUUAGUUUUAAACUGUAUUGUAAAGAAUGGAACUUUUUUUUAAUGAUACAUUUUUUGAAAUAAUUAUGACUUUUUCUGUAUUUUAAUAAUUUAGGGUUAGAAAGCAAAGUUUAAAAAUUAUGCUUUAAUCAAAGUUCUUAGCUUUCAAUCACAUUCCCUUAAAUUGUUUUGGCAGCUGUUUUGCUGUUAAUUUAAUAAUCCUGACUAUAA
Molecule: messenger RNA, 3533 nt
Organism: Oenanthe melanoleuca
Lineage: Eukaryota; Metazoa; Chordata; Aves; Passeriformes; Muscicapidae
Gene: GPRIN2
Product: G protein regulated inducer of neurite outgrowth 2
Exons: 1
Coding region: 1317-3077 (586 amino acids)
Biological process (GO): neuron projection development
Cellular component (GO): plasma membrane
Source: RefSeq, a predicted model, not a curated record